ACCAUAACAAAGUAGUUGUCAGAGAGUUUGCUUUCAGACCAGAUGGGCUGUUAGAAGGUUUUGGAAGUUUUAAACUCAGGAUCCACUGCUAUCACUGACUACAAGGAGAAUGUUGUCGUCCUUUUUGGCACUGCUUAUGUUGCAGAUCUGGAACUGGCGUCCAGGGGAUUGUCAGACUGACUGGUCAGAAAGCGUGAAGUUGAGGUUGAUGAACGGAGGCAGUCGAUGCGCCGGAAGACUAGAGGUUCAAUACAUGGGAGUCUGGGGGACUGUGCAUAGUUAUAAUUGGGACCUACAGGACGCAACUGUGGUGUGCCGGGAGCUGGGUUGCGGCAAAGCGGUGGAUGCCCCGAGCGGGGCUCACUUUGGAGCAGGUUCCGGACCUGUUAUAACCUACAAUUUUCAGUGCAACGGAAACGAAGCAACCCUGCGGGAGUGUAAAUCUUACACAUGGGGUCAUUAUGAGUUGCCUCACUCCAAUGAUGCUGGUGUCAUCUGCUCAGAUCACAGAGUUCCAAGAUUAGCGUCCGGGCAUGAGGAAUGCUCAGGAAGACUGGAGAUGCAGUUUGGUAAAACCUGGAAAACGGUGUGUGACCUGCUCUGGGACAUGGAAGAUGCCAAUGUGGUGUGCCAUCAGCUUCAAUGCGGAGUCGCUGUCUCUGUGCUCGGUGGAGCCCAUUUUGGAGCGGGGACUGGACCAAUACAGAACGGUGUACUUAACUGUCGGGGUAAUGAGUCAAACGUUCUGGACUGUCCAUUUUCUUCAAGGAAUCUUGGUUGCAGCCACAUGAAUGAUGUCAGUCUAAUCUGUUCUGGGAAGGAUGGACCACGACUGGUUGGCGGGGAGAACAGAUGCUCUGGCCGUGUGGAAGUCCUGCAUGGAGACCAGUGGGGGACACUUUGUGAUGAGUACUUCAGCCUGGAAGAUGCAAGCGUGGUCUGCGAACAGCUACAGUGCGGUGCACUCAAAGCAACUCCCAAGAGUGCUUACUUUGGCGAAGGAAAAGGGCCGGUGUGGAGGGAUAACUACCGCUGUCUGGGAAACGAGUCCCGAUUAGCCGAAUGUCCAGUCCCAUCUUGGGGUCAGAUUACAUGUUCACAUGGGAAUGACGCCAGUGUCAUCUGCACUGAUGAAAGUUGGUCCUUGAGACUGAACGAUGGGGGAAGCCGCUGCGAUGGCCAAGUGGACGUGUAUGAUAAUGGUACCUGGCAUAGACUACAUGAUAAAUUUUGGACCAUUAGUGAAGCAAAUGUUGUCUGCAGACAACUACAUUGCGGCUCGGCGAUAUCUGCCUACAACAUCUCGAAGUAUAGAGAGAAUGAACGGCCCGUGUUGGUGACGGAAGUUCAAUGUGAAGGAAACGAGUCGCACCUCCGAAACUGCAAGAUUUCCGUGUCGAAACGGUCUUCCUCGGACACCACGGGCGUUGGUGUCCUGUGUUCAGGCCACUUGCAAUUAAGGUUGUCCGGAAGUGAUGAUGCAUGUGCUGGAAGACUGGAGAUCUAUUACAACGGAUCCUGGGGAACAGUUUGUGAUGACUCCUGGGAUCUGGUUGACGCUAAUGUGGUCUGCAAGCAACUGGGUUGUGGAUAUGCUUUAGAGGAAAAAAUAAUUAUUGAUUGCUGUGGUCAAGGCACUGGACUAGUUUGGUUGAAUGAAGUGAAUUGUUCUGGUAAUGAAUCGCAUCUCUGGGAAUGUCCCUCAGCUCCAUGGGGCCAACAUGACUGCAACCAUAAAAAAGAUGUGACAGUUUCGUGUUCUGAACACAAAGAAAUACGCCUGAUGAAUGGAGAGCGGCGAUGUGAAGGCAGAGUGGAAGUGCGGUACAAUGGGACAUGGGGAACCGUUUGUUCCGAAACACUGGAUAAAAAUGCUGCGAACUUGAUCUGUAAACAGAUGAAAUGCGGACCCCUGAUAUCUAUUAUAUAUGACUCCGAUAAAUAUGGAAAGGGAUAUGGUCCAAUAUGGCUGGAUGAGUUAAAAUGUUCUUCGUACGAGAGGACCUUUUGGCAGUGUCGUGCUGAUCCAUGGGGGAAACACAACUGUGACCACAGGGAGGAUGCAGGAGUUGUAUGUGAAGAGGCCAGAAUACCGGAGAGUUGCAGCGUAAAAUCCCGCGAUUCACGAAAUGUACCUGGUACUCAAGCAACGCCCAGACGUCCCGCUAGUUCCACCGAUUCAGAAAAAUUGCAAGCUGUUAGUUCGUUGAUAUGUCAACGUGGAAACAUUUUCAGCUUUAGAAGUAGAUUAAUAUAAAGUCCAAGAUUCCAUAUUCGAUUGCCAAUCUUGAAGACAAUGGAAAUGUUCUGACUUAGAUCGAGAAGCCACCCUUUCUUCUGUCAAGAAAGAGGCGCAUGCAGAUCUUCAUCUUGCUGUCAUCUCUUGCACAAUUACCAAAUGCAGAAAUAUUGACUAAUUUUGUGUUUAUUUGGUUUGACUCCUGUCCUGUUACUUACAGAAAACAUCUUUGUUUUGUUCAAUGUAAAUAAGUUUGAAGAAAUGAAAAAAAAAAGGAAAAUCCCUCGUAAAGAAAGAUCAUGGCUAUUUCUAUCGAUUAAAUAUUAAAAACAAUUACUCUGUAUUACCCUUUUCCAGUAUUCCUAACACUUGUUAGAGAUAUACCGGGUGUUCAGAUGAAUGGAUUAACGGUUAUAUUGCGCUUUAUUUUGUUAUGGAUGUUGGCAGUUGGUCUUUUAUUUUUGCAUUGCUCUGCGACAUUUCAAGCACAUUAAAUAAAUAUAUCAUCUUA
This is a messenger RNA of Mobula hypostoma (lesser devil ray), 2750 nucleotides long. RefSeq names its product deleted in malignant brain tumors 1 protein-like. Gene Ontology annotation, cellular component: plasma membrane. The coding region runs from base 110 to 2257 and encodes 715 amino acids. NCBI's taxonomy places the organism in Eukaryota, Metazoa, Chordata, Chondrichthyes, Myliobatiformes, Myliobatidae. The record is from RefSeq and is a predicted model, not a curated record. Gene Ontology annotation, molecular function: serine-type endopeptidase activity. Gene Ontology annotation, biological process: zymogen activation. The transcript has 12 exons.